This is a messenger RNA of Mus caroli (Ryukyu mouse), 2100 nucleotides long. The record is from RefSeq and is a predicted model, not a curated record. NCBI's taxonomy places the organism in Eukaryota, Metazoa, Chordata, Mammalia, Rodentia, Muridae.
AUGUGUACCUGUUUGUUGCUCUGGUACCCAAUACGAAAGACCCUUUACUUUCCUGUGGAACUCUACAUGGACAGCGUCCUCUCAGCGUCCUUCUGCCGUUCUUCAGGUCCCUGUUCAGGCGCCAAACUGCGGCUCACGAGGAACAAGCCCUCCUCCUCAGCUUCUUUGAGCCUUUCCCUAAACAAAGCCACAGAUCCAAGCAUGGCGGAGCAGGAUUGGUCAGCCAUCCAGAAGUUCUGUGAGCAGGUGAACACCGACUCCAGUGGCCCGACACAUGCACCUUGGCUACUGGCCCACAAAAGCAAACCUCCACAGGAGAAGGAAGCCCUUUAUGCCCUGACAGUGCUGGAGAUAUUCAUGAACCACUGCGGGGAGAAGUUCCACAGUGAAGAGGCCAAGUUCUGCUUCCUGAACGAGCUGAUCAAAGUAUUGUCCCCAAAGUACCUAGGGGCCAGGGCUAUGGAGAAGGUUAAAGGAAGAGUUAUUGAAAUCCUCUUUAGCUGGACAGUCUGGUUUCCAGAAGACAUCAAGAUCCGAGAUGCUUAUCAGAUGCUAAAGAAGCAAGGAAUCAUAAAGCAAGAUCCUAAACUACCGAUGGAUAAAAUCUUGCCCCUACUGUCUCCCUGGCCAAAGAGCAUCUUUGAUGCUGAUGAUGAGAAGUCAAAGCUUCUGACAAGACUUCUCAAGAGUAACCACCCUGAGGAUCUUCAGGUUGCAAACCAGCUGAUCAAGAAUUUGGUCAAGGAGGAACAAGAGAAGUCUGAAAAGGUGCCCAGGCGAGUCAGUGCAGUAGAGGAAGUCCGCAGCCACGUGAGGGUGCUUCGGGAGAUGCUGACCAUGUACCGAAGGCCAGGUCAUGCCCUGCCCGACCAGCAGGCCCUGCAGGUUGUGUAUGAAAGAUGUGAGAAGCUGCAGCUCACCCUGUUCCAGCUUGCAAGCGACACCACUGAUGACGACGAUGCUCUGGUGGAGAUUCUUCAAGCAAAUGACCUUCUCACACAGGGGGUUCGGCUAUACAUACAGGUGGUGGAGGGCCGAGUUAGUGCUGGGAACGCAGUGCCCGCCGCAGUGGGAGCCAUUCCCGCCCCCAGAGCAUUCCGGAAUCCAGAACCCUGUGGACUGAACUGUCCACUCAUUGAAGUGGAGACACCAUCUUUGCUUCAUCAGGACCUGGCAGUUCCCACUAGGAACCAGGAUGUUAUUCCAAGUUGCUGUAAUGACAAGAAGCAGCCGGGUGCCAUCACACUCAAGGCGGGGGGUGGAAUCCAGAGUCUUUUUGUAGGCCAGAACCUGCUGGAUCUCUUCUUAUCCCAGCCAUCUCCAGGACCACUGAAUUAUGUUCCACAAAAAAGCAUCCCCAAGGAGGUGCCACCAGGUACCAAGGCUUCUCCAGGUUGGUCCUGGGAGGCUGAGCCAUUGGCUUCUGCCACAGCCUCACAGAAUACACCUCUGGCUCACGUGUUUGUUUUGGAGUCUGUGAAACCCAGCAGCUUGCCGCCCAUUGUCGUGUAUGACCGGAACAGCUUCCGAAUUCUUCUGUACUUCUCCCAGACUGGGGCCCCUGGCCACCCGGAUGUGAAGGUGUUGUUGUUGACCAUGAUGAGCACUGCCACCCAACCUGUCUGGGAUGUCAUGUUUCAGGUGGCUGUCCCAAAGUCAAUGCGAGUGAAGCUGCAGCCGGCAUCCAGCUCCAAACUCCCUACAUUCAGUCCUUUGAUGCCUCCAGCAGUGAUAUCGCAGAUGCUGUUGCUCGACAACCCACACAAAGAACCUAUCCGGUUGCAGUAUAAGCUGACUUUCAACCAAGGUGGGCAGCUGUUCAAAGUAGGAGAGGUGAAAGACUUUCCAGACCUGGCUGUCUUGAGCACUGCCUUACUUUUCAACCAAGAUUCUUCAGUCACGCUUAGAUCAGCGUCCUUUUACUGUCUGGUCGGGACUGGUUGUAAUGUAGUGCAGAGUGCCAAGAGUCCUCUCCUGAUGUUAGGCCUUGAUUGCCAAUGUGUCUGUAGAUCAUGUAUGUGUGGGUGGGUCUGUGUUACUGGGGUGCUGGGGGAGGAGGUAGAGCUUGGCUUGGGAUUUGGGCAGUGUGGGGGAUGCUGA